UUAGUUGAAAAAAAGAAACUCUCUUCUACCUUUUCUACUUCUAAAGUAUUUUCGUUAUCAUGGUAUUCACUAAGCUAAUUACUUGCUCGGGCCCAGUUAACAUUGCCGUUAUAAAAUACUGGGGAAAGAGAAAUGAAGAGUUAAUACUACCUUCAAAUUCGUCUCUAAGUGCCACUCUUAACCAAAAGGAGUUAAAAACUGUAACCUCCGUCAUGGCCAGCGAAUCUUUUUCGGAAGAUCGAAUUUGGCUAAAUAAAAGAGAAGAGGUCAUUACAAACCCGCGUUUGCAAAUUGUAUUAAAAGCAAUCCGUGAGAGGUACAAGCAAAGAAAAGGUUGCCACGAUCCCCUUUUAAAUUGCAAACUUCAUAUUUGUUCACAAAAUAAUUUCCCCACCGCCGCCGGUUUAGCAUCAUCCGCUUCUGGUUACGCCACUCUCGUCUUUGCGAUGGGGAAGCUCUUUGAUAUUCCCGUUGGCGAACUAUCUCAGAUCGCUCGUCUGGGCUCCGGGAGUGCGUGCAGAAGUAUGUUUGGCGGAUGGGUUAAAUGGGAAAUGGGAGAAGCCGAGGACGGAAGGGAUUGCAAAGCAGUUCAAACCCACGACGAAUGCCAUUGGCCUGACAUACGGCUGCUGGUACUAGUGGUCAGCGAUACACCUAAGGAAACGAGCAGCACCAGCGGAAUGGCCUCCACUGUGAAGACGAGCGAACUCUUCCAGCACCGUGUGAACCACGUGGUCACCAAAAGACUUGGUCUAAUUGAGGAGGCGAUCACCCAACAAAACUUCCCGGUUUUCGCUCAGAUAACCAUGCAGGAGAGUAACCAGUUCCACGCGGUCUGCUUGGACACGUACCCUCCCAUUUUCUAUAUGAACGACGUAUCCAAGUCCAUAGUAGACUUGGUGACGCAGUACAAUGCGUUCAGCAGAGAAAUAAAGGCUGCUUACACUUUCGACGCUGGACCCAAUGCGGUUAUUUACACUUUAAAGGAGUCUGUUGCCGAAAUCACCUCCUUGCUCUUACACUUUUUCCCUCCCUCCACGCAAGAGGGCUUUCUUAAAGGGUUUUCUUUUCAAAUUGACUCAGAUCAAGGUAAACUCGAAGCACUUAAAGCGAAAGUCAACGUGCCCAGAAAGGUAGACGCCCUGCGCUACAUUCUUCUCACAAGCGUUGGAGAUGGUCCACGUGUGCUGAGUGAGCAAGAGCAUUUGCUGUCGCCCGUGUCUGGUCUCCCAAAGUAGGCAGUAAAGCAACUGUGUAUGAUCCCCGCGAGUAUUGUAAAAACUUUAUUUGUACAAUUACUGACGCCUAA
Messenger RNA from Zophobas morio, 1309 nucleotides. RefSeq names its product diphosphomevalonate decarboxylase-like. Gene Ontology annotation, molecular function: ATP binding; diphosphomevalonate decarboxylase activity. The transcript is spliced from 15 exons. Gene Ontology annotation, cellular component: cytosol. Lineage: Eukaryota; Metazoa; Arthropoda; Insecta; Coleoptera; Tenebrionidae. The coding region runs from base 60 to 1238 and encodes 392 amino acids. The record is from RefSeq and is a predicted model, not a curated record. Gene Ontology annotation, biological process: isopentenyl diphosphate biosynthetic process, mevalonate pathway; isoprenoid biosynthetic process.